This is a messenger RNA of Mauremys reevesii (Reeves's turtle), 374 nucleotides long. Its product is annotated as beta-defensin 5-like. Gene Ontology annotation, biological process: defense response. The record is from RefSeq and is a predicted model, not a curated record. Bases 1 to 249 code for a protein of 82 amino acids. Gene Ontology annotation, cellular component: extracellular region. The transcript is spliced from 4 exons. NCBI's taxonomy places the organism in Eukaryota, Metazoa, Chordata, Testudines, Geoemydidae.
AUGAAGAUUGUUUUCCAUCUCUUUGCUCUCUUCCUCCUGGUACUGCAAAGCUCUGCAGGAUUCACCCAGUGUCCUCCUACUAACGUCCGUGAAUGUAUAGAGCUUGGGGGCUUGUGCUAUGGUUCAUGUCCCGCCCCUUAUAGAGAGAUUGGGAGCUGCGGUUGUGGGGCCUCUUGCUGUCAGUGGCGGUUCAUGGUUCCGAUGGGGGCUAAAUCAACCACCCAAGCUGAUGAGAAGCUCAGCCAGUGAGUGAUGGCAGCAGAGAUUAUCAAUGCAGGAUAUCUGGAAAUCUGGCAGAUGACGUCUUGCUUCUAAAAUCCCUGGAUCCUUUUCCUCUGGGCUGCAGAGAAUGUCUCAAGCUAGAACAAAAUCCA